AUGGUAAUCCAUUUUUAUUUGCAGGUGGUGCGUUACCUUCAGCCGCUCCCAUUUUGUGGAUCGGGUUAUCACCGCAUAGCUUUCGUCUUGUUUCGUCAUGAAAAGCCGCUGGAAUCGUUGCCAUUGUUCUACAGUGAUACGUUGGCUGGCCGAGUUUUCUCGAUGUCUAAUCUAUACAAGCAAAAUGAGGAUUUAAUCACACCAUCAUGCGUAACAUUUUUCCAGACUACUUAUGACAUAUGUGUGAAGGAGCAGUUACACAAAAUGGGUGAGUGA
Molecule: messenger RNA, 276 nt
Organism: Ostertagia ostertagi
Lineage: Eukaryota; Metazoa; Nematoda; Chromadorea; Rhabditida; Trichostrongylidae
Source: the annotation of a GenBank genome assembly